CCGUUACUACGUCGUUGUGAGAACGCAUGCGCUGUGCUCUCCAUCCUCGGAUGCGCGCAUAAAAGAAAGAGGGAUUUUGAGUGGUCAACAAAUUCCGCUGUGUUUUGGCCUUUUGCGAAUAAUAUAGAAUAGCUACCUAGUUACCUUGCUUUCGGGCAAACCCACGGGUGACCUACAAUUGCAGGAUCCCCUAAAACCCAAACAUGGCGGAUAAAGAAGUGUACGACGAUGCAGUCGAGGAGCGGGUCAUCAAUGAAGAAUACAAAAUCUGGAAGAAGAAUACUCCUUUCCUCUAUGACCUGGUGAUGACCCACGCGCUGGAGUGGCCCAGUCUCACUGUGCAGUGGCUACCUGACGUCAACAGGCCGGAUGGAAAGGACUAUGCAGUCCACAGACUGGUACUGGGAACUCACACGUCAGAUGAGCAGAAUCACCUGGUGAUCGCCAGCGUACAGGUCCCCAACGAUGACGCCCAGUUUGAUGCUUCUCACUACGACAGUGAAAAAGGAGCAGAAUUUGGAGGUUUUGGAUCAGUGAGUGGAAAGAUAGAGAUUGAGAUCAAGAUAAACCACGAGGGUGAAGUGAACCGGGCCAGGUACAUGCCUCAGAACCCCUGCAUCAUUGCUACCAAGACCCCCACCUCAGACGUACUGGUCUUUGACUACACCAAGCACCCUUCCAAACCAGACCCCAGUGGUGAGUGCAGUCCAGACCUGCGUCUGCGGGGCCACCAGAAGGAGGGCUACGGCCUGUCCUGGAACCCCAACCUCAGUGGAAACCUGCUCAGUGCUUCUGAUGACCACACGAUCUGCCUGUGGGACAUCGGUGCUGGUCCUAAGGAGGGGAAGAUAGUGGAUGCUAAGACCAUCUUCACCGGUCACACUGCAGUGGUGGAGGACGUGUCCUGGCACCUGCUCCACGAAUCACUGUUUGGCUCUGUGGCUGACGACCAGAAACUGAUGAUCUGGGACACACGGUCCAACAACACGUCCAAGCCCAGCCAUGCAGUGGACGCCCACACUGCAGAGGUCAACUGUCUGUCCUUCAACCCCUACAGCGAGUUCAUCCUGGCCACCGGCUCUGCAGACAAGACUGUUGCUCUCUGGGAUCUGCGUAACCUCAAACUGAAGCUCCACUCGUUUGAAUCGCACAAGGAUGAAAUCUUCCAGGUGCAAUGGUCCCCUCACAACGAAACCAUUCUGGCUUCCAGUGGAACAGAUAGAAGGCUCAACGUAUGGGAUCUCAGUAAAAUCGGCGAGGAACAGUCUGCUGAAGAUGCAGAGGAUGGACCUCCAGAACUCCUGUUCAUCCAUGGAGGACACACAGCGAAGAUUUCUGAUUUCACAUGGAACCCCAACGAGCCUUGGGUCAUCUGCUCCGUCUCCGAGGAUAACAUCAUGCAGGUUUGGCAAAUGGCUGAGAACAUCUAUAAUGAUGAGGAGCCUGACACCCCUGCUUCAGAGCUGGAGGGUCAAGGGUCGUAACCGCCUACUCCACCCCACCUUACCCCAGCCCAACCCACCAACCACCUCCUGGUGCAUCCCUCUCCUCUUGUACAGUAUUUCACAUUGUAGCCUCCAGCUCUACCUGACAGACAUUCUGUUUCCCAUAUAGAAGCAUUCUUCUGGAUUUGGUUUGAUAUAUUGAUCAAGCAGCCCUUACAGGUACAAAGGGCUGGUUUCCUGAACACAGAUUUAAGCGUAGUUCUUAACUUAAAAGCAUGUUCAAUGGAUAUUCACAAUUGGCUGUGCUUCUUAGUCCAAGACUAGGCACUCUGUCCAGGAAACUGGUCCAAAGUGUAUAGAAGUUGUUUAUAAAAGGAUAAUCUCAUCUGAGUGAAAUGAACCAUGCAGGUGGACAGUUCAAAUGCACUUGGUAAAGCAGGGGUUCUUUUCCACCUGUCUAAAUACGGAGUUCCUUCGGUAUCGUUUCUGCUUUGACUUGAGGCAAGUGACUAAAUCAUUUUCAACCUUGGAUUUUUUUUUUUUUUGUGCAUAAAUUGCAAUAAAGUACUUUUUGUAACUUUUAAAAUUAAGUGUUUCUUUUGUUUUCUAUAAAUCACCUAAGAAAAUGUAACCCAUUUACGGACUCCAACUGAAUUAUUCCACUGUGCUGUUCGCCACAUAUCAGACUGACAUCGCCACUGUGCUGUUCGCUACAUAUCAGACUGACAUCGCUACAUAUCAGACUGACAUCGCCACAUAUCAGACUGACAUCGCCACUGUGCUGUUUGCUACAUAUCAGACUGACAUCGCCACUGUGCUGUUUGCUACAUAUCAGACUGACAUCGCCACUGUGCUGUUUGCUACAUAUCAGACUGACAUCGCCACUGUGCUGUUCGCUACAUAUCAGACUGACAUCGCCACAUAUCAAACUGACAUCGCCACUGUGCUGUUUGCUACAUAUCAGACUGACAUCGCCACUGUGCUGUUCGCUACAUAUCAGACUGACAUCGCCACUGUGCUGUUCACUACAGACUGACAUCGCCACUGUGCUGUUUGCUACAUAUCAGACUGACAUCGCCACAAAUGGCUUCAAAGUUGGCGAUUGGACCAUUCGAGUAUCAACGCCAAUUUACUUGUGUAUUCUGGUUCCAGGAACCGAUGGGUUGGACCAAUCAGAAUGUGUCUGGAAGUCUGAGUUACUGAGCCAAACUCAUUGUGGCCGAAGGAAAAACUAACGUCCGUGGGCAUAGUGUUUGGCCAGAGCAAGGAGUCUGGGAAGCCACGCAAGUGUGUGUGUGUGUAUACUGCCUAGAAAUUAACAUCAUUCACAAGACCAAUUUAAACAUCGAGCAAACUAGGAAAUUAAAAUGACAACCAAAUUUGAAAUACUACAAAAUAGUUUAUUGAAAAGCGAGAGACGGGACUAUAAGAACAUUUCACAAUCUUCUAAAGGGGAAUGUGGGCUCAACGCUUUCUGAACAUAAACUAGCUCUGCUUUCACAGUUCUCACCUGCAGAGGUAGAUGUCUUUACGUAACCUGAGUUUGACUGGCGGGCAUCCACAAUAGCCUGAGCGCCAGUCUGUUUGUGCUUUUUGCCUACUUCAUUGCUGUCAGUCAAGCCAAACAUUUAGCAUGACAAUGAGUUGGCAUAAUAGCCCAAGCAGAUGGACUCAGGCUACAUCCAACUGGCCUGGACCACAUCACACAGUAAAGUAUUGAACUUGAUUUAGACUUGAGGGGGUUAAGAUGCAGUACCCCCCCCAAACCGUGGCUUGGACCCAUCUUAACAUUCACCUUUAAAACUUCAGGGGCCGUGCUCUGAAUUACAUCCUUAUGACUUCACAAGAAAACAAAAAGACAAUGUAAGCUGGUGAUAUCUGAGGUCGAUGACAGGGUGAUCGGGCCAGUAGGGGAACCUGGGUAGUGUUUAUUAGGGCACGGAUCCGAUCACGGUUUAAAUAUUUUGCAGCUGGAAACAGUUUCAGUGAUUGAACCCAGUUUCAAUUUGUUUUCUUGUUUGAUGCCUAAUGAACACAACCCUGACCUGAGGCCCAAAACCACCAUCAUUCUCAUUACAAGAGAUUGGUUACAUUUGUUUCACAUUGUCGGCAAAUAUCUCCAAUGCCAAAUAAGUUCUUAGUGAACGUUCGCAUUGUGUUUGUAUA
Molecule: messenger RNA, 3611 nt
Organism: Oncorhynchus kisutch (coho salmon)
Lineage: Eukaryota; Metazoa; Chordata; Actinopteri; Salmoniformes; Salmonidae
Product: histone-binding protein RBBP7
Exons: 12
Coding region: 204-1484 (426 amino acids)
Molecular function (GO): protein binding
Source: RefSeq, a predicted model, not a curated record